AUUUAUUUAUUGAGUGAUUUAUUUGUUUUUUCAGUUUGUGUCCUCCAUAUCCCAACUUCCAUAAUUGUCAUUUCCAGAAGAUGGCAGUAAAGGAACAUUUAGUAACCCAGCUGCAGUUAAAGCUCAGUGAAGAAGAUUUCAGUUCCCAGGAAGCAUGGCGCGGGCUGUGUGUUGGUUGGAUUACCUGAGCUGCGGGAUCAGGAGGUAAUAAGAGCGGUGUCGUUGCGGGGCUCUAGCCGAGAAACAGAGUGACGGUUGGGAAUAAACGCGGCGGUUUGGUCGAGAAUUGGACAAUGGACGACAGCCUGGCUCGGAGGGAGGCAGCCCGUCCGAGGAGGAGGAUGUCUGCUGCUGCCGCGGAGUUUGGAGCUAACGUUAGCCUGCAAGAUGGCGAGGUGGUCGAUGGACACCCAGCCAGAGAAACUCAACAAGGUCCGGGAAGACGAAGUGCUCCUGGUGGGAGGAUGAACUCGGUACCGCAAGGUGUCUAUCAGAGAUAUAUGCCGAUGGAGCCUCUGAAGUUCCCUAUACCGAGGAAAAACAAGGAAAAGAAAGGUCUACUACAGUAUGUCUCCACUGAGUCCAGAGAGUAUGAAGACAUGAUGACCAUCCUGACCUCCACCUACAUAGAAACCGGCUCUGCUAGCUGCUUCACCUACUGCAAACCUCAGCUUGUCCACAGUGAGCUGCUAGAGAAAGAGUUUGUGGAUAAGAGGAGGGAGAUGAAGGCAGACGGGAGGACAGACAAGGAGCUGGAGGAGAGCUACUGUUUCCUGUUGGCUGAUAGUGAGAAGGUGCUCUGUCUCUGUGAGAAGGGGCUGACUGUGGGUCAGAGCUGGCUCACAGUGCUGGGACACCCCAAUAAAGGAGUAUAUCUGUCCAGGUACUCAGACUUGCUCCAAAUUAACCCCAUAACCCCUGGAGCCACGGGGGAGAUCCUCAUCUUCAAAGUGAUGAAGGGAAAAGUGAAGAGCAUCUAUGAAAACAUGAAGAACCUUCUAGAUCCAACCCCUCGCUUUGACAGCCACAUCUCUAAGAACGCCAGCAAAGUCACUUCGCUCACCUCCUACCGUGCCUUCGAACUCACACAGCAAUACUUCUACGAGUAUUCAUUUGAUGAGCUGCGGGAGCGGCCUCGCCAGGUUUGUCCGUAUGCCGUCGUGUCCUUCCAGUUUAAAGGGAAAGACUCUUCACUUCCCAGCAAACCUCUGGCUCCCAUCAGGUCAAACAGUCAGUCAGCAGAGGGGAGUAAAGAGCGUCCUCAGUUCACAGUGUGGACUGGAGAUUUGGUGAAAGGUGACCAGGUUCUCUUCCAGAUCUGCCUUCGCUCCUUCUCGCCUCCCUUCCUGCCACACAGACUACCAGAGAAGUUGGAAAUUGGUUGGUUGAUGAGGCUUGAACAGGUGACCACGCUUCUUCCCUCUGACCUGUUGUCCUACAACCUGUACAACAACAACCAAGAAGUUGUAAAGAACGGCCAUUGCUGCAGUCUUUUGGAGGUAACUGACAGAAGUCGGUCUACGACCAAUGUGACAAGACUGCUGCACGAACUGGAGAUAAAGAGAGUGGUUUUGGUGACUCUACUUACAGAUAGAGGCUUUCUCUUCCUGCUAUCCAGUGUUCAGAUGGCCACACCCACUGAGAGAGGAGAGAACUGGAAGAGGUGUCUUCAGGCCUUGUUUGUCUUCCCAGAGUCCAGAGAUGUGGCCAUGCCCUCAUUAAGGUGUGCCUCCUCUUCCCAUGAUGCCUCACAGUCGUUGAUGUCUGAUGUCAUGGUGAUGCCACGUCUAAACCAGUUCAUUCCAGCGUUGCACCAUGCCCUGGUCAAGGCCCGAGCCAACCCCCCCCCUGAGCUGUCUGCUGGUGUGGAACGCCAGGCACGGGAAUACCUCAUCGGCCAGAAUGAAGGAAAGGUUCGACAGUACCCGAUGGGAGAAUACGAAUCCAAAUUGGAUGAGCCAGGAAAGCAGUUUCCUGCUCCAAAACACCACCGGGUGAAUAUGGAUGGCUAUCUGCGGUCCUACCUGUACAGCCCUGCCCUCUACCUGUUGUCAGUGGCCCGGGCCAGGCAGAUGGUAGAGGCACACUGUGGCCCUGAGGAGCCACAAGAAGUUAGGCUCAGGAAGAGAUGUGGAGGCCAGAGGGAUGUGACAGGGAAGGAGGCGACCAGCAACACUAAUGAUGGGCCGACCAACACUCAGAAGAUGCAGCAGCUCAUAGACCUGGUUUUGACAUGUAAGAGGAAUGCAGAGAAUGAGGUGAAGAGGGAGGGAGGAGGAGGAGGGGUGAAGGCACCAGGGAGGAAGAGGAGACUAGAACAGGAGAUGGCAGAGAGGACACUUAAAUUCCUGAAGGCAUCACAGGAACCCGGAACACACAGCAAGAUUCCAGUUGAGGGUAACCAAGUCCCUACCUCUCCUGGCUCUCUUGCAUCUGUGAUUGGCUCAGUGGGUUUGAAGGAUGUUGAUCUGAGGGAAGAUGGAUCUGAGCUAGCUGCCAAACUUCUCAACCUGCUCACAGGCCUCAACCAGGCUGCCAGGGGGACGGCCAUUCAGAGCCCUUGUGAAGGGCAAGAGGAGGCAGAGAAGGAAUCCUGUCCAUUUGAUAGGUUGGCCACCAAGCUGGGUCUGCCCACCAACUGUGACAUUGACCUGAGGAAGCAGGAAGAGUUGGAGGAGCAGACAGCGGGCAGCGUCAGUAGUUUGGAGGGAUUCAGUCCAAGCUCCCACAGCGGGGAGUUGAAUCACCAGGGAGCAGCGGGUAGAGGAGGAGGGUUGGAGAGGAGAGCAGGAGGAUUUGAAGAGGAGGACGACGAGUGGGAAAUCCCUUGGGUCCUCAUUCCCAUUACAGGUCUGUGUUCAGAGAGGUACACUCAGAGAGACAGAAACAUCCCUCAGGACCCUCGUUUCCAGCACUGCACCACUGCAACAAGCGUCACCACAACAACCAAACCUCGCAGGAAGAGUCCCACCCCAUCUCCGGAGCAUAGCCUUCCUCCCUCCCCCUUCCAGUGCCCAUCCCCUGAGCCCAGUCCUCCUCCCUCACCCUCACAAUGCCCAUCACCUGACCCUAGCCUUCCCCCUUCACCCUCCCAAUGCCUGUCUCCAGAGCCCAGUCCUCCACCUUCCGCGUCUCAAUGCCCGUCCCCUGAGCCCAGCCCUCCCCCAUCUCCCUCCCAGUGCCCAUCUCCACAGCCCAGCCCUCCCCCAUCUCCCUCCCUCUGCCCCUCUCCUCAGCUCACCCACACCCCCUCUCUCUCCCAGUGCCAGUCCCUAGAGCCUAAUGCGCUCAACCCGUAUAAUAAGGACUACAGUAGUGCUAAUGAGGAGCAGUUAGCCCCCACAGCCUCCAUGGAGUUUGCAGGAGUGUCCAAGGACAGAGAAGAGAAACCUCAGGGAAAAGAAAAAAAGAAUGAAGAGCCAUCCAUUUCUGCAUCCAUCCAGCCAUCUUUUCCUCCAGCUCCAGAGAGUAGGACAAACCUCUCACUACCACCCGGUGAGCGAGAGAAGGAACAUGCACAGGGGAAGAUGGCGGAGGUAAAGGCAGAACCUGUAGAGGAGGAAAAGGAAACACAGCCAGUUGAGAGAGUGCAAAAACGAGAUGAAGAAGAGGCCAACGAGGGUCAGCAAGCAAAGGAGGAGUUGGUAGAAAUGAUACAUGGGGUAGCUAGUGAGCAACAAGAAGAAGUGAAGGAACAUGUAGGUGGCUUUUUAUUUUCUCCGUCCAUCUCCUCACCUCCUUCUCGUCCGCUCAGAGAUAUUGAUGGCAUUGUGGACAAACAUCUGGGUGACUUUUCCUCUGAGAUACAGCAUCUCCUGCAGGAGGAGAGCGUCCAUUACAGCUUCCCACAGUCCCCACACUCCACUUCAAACACAGAAACCACAGCACUUGAACACACACUCCCACACACUCCCAUAUCUCAGUUUUCACAGUAUGUGUCUUUCUAUAACCCCUGCCCCCCUGUCCAGGACUACGUUAGCUCACUAAAGGACAGCAUUAACAGCAUGCUAACAGAGUUUGAUGACAGGUGGCCAAGCCACAAGCCUGUCACCAGCCGGACUAAUGCUGAUGCUGCGUUGGCUAACAGAGUUAGUGAUUUUGUGUCUAGCAUCCGAGCAGCUAAUGCUAAAACAGGCAGAGAUGAUGAUGGUUUCUGUGGUGAACUGACAGCUGCUGACAGCUUUUCAGUCAGUCAAACUCCUGCCCUCUCCAGAGGAGGCGAAGUGUGGCAGCCACAUAUAAUCACCAAACAGUUUCCUGAUGCUGCAAACAACAGGAAUCCCCCAAUUUCUAAUGUCACUUUAUCAGUUACUACCUCUGCAUCUGUUUCUGUCUACAAGCCUACCAAUGCUGCCAUCCUCCAUCCUUCUAACAAUUCCCCACACUCCCACUGGAAACCACCAGUCGCUCAUAACAACAGACAAACACAAGAUGACAGCACUUCCAGUACUGUACACUGUACCACUGGUGUUGAAGGUGGGGGAGGUCUUGCAGAUACAAACUAUGAGGUGACUUUGUCCGGGUUCAGCGGUGUCCCUAAGUCCUUGACAGAACCAUCACAUCCCUCUGAGCCAGUAUCCAGUCUGGCCACUACAUCUGUCCUCAGGCCCAACAUAGGUCAGGCUCCCCCGGCCACAGCCCUGAGCUCCCUGAUCAGCCAGCUGCAGCCAGAGGUGUUCAGCAGUCUGGUGGAGAUCAUCAAAGAUGUCAAGAGAAACUCUCUGCAGUUCUACCUCCACAGCACCGAGCCAGAGGACCAGGUCUAUGAAGACGUCAAGGAACACCUGUUGAAGCAGGGUAACAUGGAGCAGAGUCCCAUGGCCUUUCUGGACCAAGAAAGCUCUGACAGCAAACUGCUGGUCAUCAUUAAGAACAAAGACAUUGCGGCACAUGUACACAAGAUCCCAGGUCUGGUGUCUCUGAAGCGACACCCCUCAGUGGUGUUUGUGGGAAUCGAUACACUGGACGACAUCAGGAACAACAGCUACAAUGAGCUUUUUGUUUCUGGAGGCUGCAUCGUUUCCGAUGAGUCAGUCCUCAAUCCAGACUUCAUUACUCAUGACCGACUGGCUGCACUGCUGAUGUUCCUGGAACAGCACAGUUCUCCAGACAGUGUCUGGAGGUGGAAGAUUCACUGCAAAACUCACAAGAAAUUAAAAGAACAGUCCAGGUUCAGGAGAGAGGCUGCCAAUCUCCUGGACGUACUGUCAGCCUAUCAGAAGAGGCAGAUCGUUGAGUUCCUCCCGUAUCAUCACUGCGACAUGAUGAACCAUCACUCACCUAACCUGGACUGUCUGAUGGAGCUUCAGGCCCGAUACACACAAUACCGACACACGGUCUUUCUGACUGAUCAACAUUUUGAGAAGUUCCCUGCAUACUCCAGUGGUGGCAUCAUUGUGGCCAGUAUUGAAGGAAUUUUACAUGACUUCCCCAGACUGGUCGGUUACCAUGACAUCAAGGAUAAACAGCCAAUCAUAAGUGAUAUGCUGUCUCCCAAAGGUCUCGGCAGGCAGCUGAGUCAUAGUGACUCUUUGUCGGGCUCUGAACGUUCUCCCUCUAUCUUCCCAGAACACAUCCAUCCCCUCUCCUCCCUCGACCAGCCCCAACAUCUCCUCCAGCAGUCCAGCCCCAGCCUCCACCCUCUCUCCCAUCUCUCUGACCAGCUUGUCCCAGACACCUCCUGUAAGGAAGGUGUGCUGCACCAUUCAGGCACAGACUUUGAGGUUCUUCGACUGGCCAUCUCCCAGUUACGGGCUGAGCGCAAGGCACAGCUGCAUGAACUGCAACAGCAGCAGGCAAAGUUGUGCAGCAACCCCCCCAAAAGCUUCCUUUCCAAUACCAGUUGUACAGAUAGCCAUUCCACCUCCCCUCUUUUAGGUCAAAGACGUCCAUCUGAGUCGGUCCAGUUUACUCCUGGCAGUAAAGCAGUGGCAGCCACUUUGGAGUUAAUUCACUCAGCACUACAGCCGGAACUGGGGGAGGAGGAGAUGAGGGCGGAUGGGGCAGAGACUCCUACAGAGGGAUGGAGGAGUGGAGGAAGUCGAGGAGGAGCAGAGCGUGUGGAUCAGAGAGAUGGUACUCCAAUAAGAGUGGAAAACUGGAGUCCCUGUAAUAGUGACAAGUCGACCACUUCAUCCAAUCAAAACACAGCUGCAGUGACAGGACCAAGUAACCAGAUAGACUCAACCAAAGAUGGGAGAGGGAAAGCCAAUCAACAAGGAGAACCUGCAUUUUCAAAAGGAGCUAAACGCAGUGCUGCCUCGUCCAGUACCACAGUUUGUCCUGUAGAGGGCGACAGCUCAAGGUUAGUAAAUGGUUAA
Micropterus dolomieu (smallmouth bass) is the source of this 6320-nucleotide messenger RNA. It is a transcript of the gene tasora, whose product is annotated as transcription activation suppressor a. Gene Ontology annotation, biological process: protein localization to heterochromatin; negative regulation of gene expression, epigenetic. Gene Ontology annotation, molecular function: chromatin binding. The transcript has 28 exons. NCBI's taxonomy places the organism in Eukaryota, Metazoa, Chordata, Actinopteri, Centrarchiformes, Centrarchidae. Gene Ontology annotation, cellular component: nucleoplasm; heterochromatin. The record is from RefSeq and is a predicted model, not a curated record. The coding region runs from base 294 to 6320 and encodes 2008 amino acids.